UCUCAAUUUCUUUUUUGUACUUUCCUUUGUGUUGCUUGUAUUUCCUCUCUGCAAUUUAUUUUGCUGGCUUUGUGAUAUUUCUUCGAGAAGAAAAUUAAAAAAAAAAAAACAAAGAAAGAAAGAAAGAUAAUUACUCCGGCCCUCUGCUUUCAUUUUGUCAGAGUUGGGCUCGUUUCUUGCCUUGUUGAUGUUUUUUUCAUGAUUGAUUUCGCAAGUUCAUCAUCUUUCAGAUCAGUUCAUAGUUGUCUGAGAUUUGUGUGAAGCAUCUGUUUCUUAAAGUUGUCCUGAACACCAUAAAAGGAUAUAGUCUCAUGCCUGAUCUGUGUUGGAACACUGAGGAAAGCUUAUUAAUCGCUGGUGGUAGAUCUUCAAAUUGUUCAAAGAUUCACAUCUCGAUUAUUGUAAGGAGUUGCUCCCCAAGAUGUCGUCAAACCCAGAUGAUGAGUCCAAACAGCAGAUUGGCGAUCUAAAAGGUUAUGGAUCCGAACAGAAGAGUUCAUUCGAGUCCGGAAAACGCAAAGCGGCUAUUUUUGGUGACUCUAUUGGGCCAGCGACGAAAAAGAUGUCUGAGUCGGCCGAGGAUCCCAUUCCUGCAAUGGGAGAAACUCUUCCUGUGCAGGAUCUGCUAUGUCUGAGGAGGAUAAGGGAUUUUUUAUGCCUCAUCUUGAGCUACCCCAAGAAGCCUUACUAUGAUGAUGAAAAGUUUCUAAAGGAAUGGAUGAUCGAAGUUUCAUUGUUAAGAGCCCAAUAUUGUUCGCAGGAAGCGCUCCAACGUCUUGUGUCUGAAAGUCCACUGAAAGAUGUGAAAGGGAUAAUACCAGAGGACAUAACAGAACAGAUUAAAAAUGGGGGUAGCAUCAUCUUCAACAAAAGCAACUCAAAGGAGCUUGCUAGUGCUACCAGCAAAGACCCACCACCCAAUCAUGUGCCUCAACCCAUUCUUGACUUAGCUACUCGUCUUGCUGUUCACCAACUGGCUCAGAUUUUUUCUCCAGAAAGCCGUGGUAACUCAUUUUAUUGGAUGGGAGCUCAUGUUGUAUGCUUGUCAACGAGAAACGAUGCAGAAAAACAAGCUGUCGUGGAAGGCAUCAAAGCAAAUUUACGGAGCGGUGCGACAUUUGAGAGCCACCAAAUUGUUCAUCUUAGUCAGAUGGAUAAAAUUGAUGAUGCUUCAAUGAGGGGGUAUCUAUCGACUACUAGUAGAAGAAGCAGAAAGUUGGUGCUUCUAGUGGACGGAGAUGGUGACAAAAGAGUAGACCUUCGAAAGGUUCUUAAUACUCUUUUAAAUAGAAGAUAUUUUAAAAAUGCUGCUGUAAUUAUAACAACAGGAUCAUCGGCACUCCAAAAUGAUGAAUUGAAUUACAAGGCGGAUCUUAUAAGAAUCAGGACAGAGGAUCAUGUUCUGCCUUGGGAAGUCUUCUGCAAGAAUGUAGGCAGAGAGCUUGUAUACUCAUCAGGUGCCAUCCAGAGGGUUGCAGUGCAGAUCGUUGAGGAGUGUGGUGGCCAUCUUCAUGACAUUGUCUAUGUAGCAGAGUUGUUGAAAGAUGUGGAAGAUGUUCAAAUCUGGAACCAGACGUUGCAAAAGUUACGGAAUUCGAUCCUACCAUCCUACAGCCGGACUGAAUUUAAACGUUUUGUGCCCGGAAAUCGUGUGCAAGAUCUGCCAAGUCUGGUGAGGAUAAGGGAUUUAGUUCACCUCAUCUUGAGUUACAACAUGAAGCUUGGCCAUGAAAAUCUUAUGGUGGAAUGGAUCAAUGGAGUUUCAGACUCAAGAGCCCAACAGGGUUCACAGGAAAGGCUUCGUCAUUGUCAGUCUGAAAGUCCACUGAGACAUGUGAAAGGGAUUAUCCCAGAGGACAUAAUAGAACAAAUAAUCAAUGGGGGUAGCAUCAUCUUCAAACAUGCGCCAUCACCCAUCCUUGGCUUAUCUUAUCGUCUUGCUGUUGCCCAACUGGUUCAAUUUUUAUCAGUUUUGUAUCACCGAUUUUAUAGUACGCCUGUUGUGUGGUUCUCAACGAGAAAUGAUUUAGAAAAACAAACUGUUGUGGAAGACAUCAAAGCAAAUUUCCAAAUUGGGAAGACAUUUGAGACUCUCCAAACCAUUUAUCUCGAUCGGCUUGAUGAAGAGUUUCUUUUUUUUGAUGUUUCAAUGUGGACGACGGAGACUGAUCGUGCAAGGCGUUGGAGAGAAUAUUACGAGUUUGAAGUUUUAGAGCUUCCAGGGCAAUAUAAAAGACACCGAAAUUUGAUUCUUCUAGUAGAUGGGGAUGGUGACAAAAGAGUAGACCUCCAAAGGGUGCAUAUUCCUCCGGAUAUAAGAGAUUCUACAAAUGCUUUUAUAAUCAUAACAACAGGAUCAUCCAUACUCCAAAAUGCUGAAUUGGCUUACGAGGUGGGUGUUAGAAUCAAGACAGAGGAUCAUGUUCUGCCUUGGGUAAGUCUUUUGCAAGAAUGUAGGCAGAGAGCUUGUAUACUCAUCAGGUGA
Prosopis cineraria is the source of this 2485-nucleotide messenger RNA. RefSeq lists its product as uncharacterized. NCBI's taxonomy places the organism in Eukaryota, Viridiplantae, Streptophyta, Magnoliopsida, Fabales, Fabaceae. Gene Ontology annotation, molecular function: ADP binding. The coding region runs from base 422 to 2485 and encodes 687 amino acids. The record is from RefSeq and is a predicted model, not a curated record. The transcript is spliced from 5 exons.